Effrenium voratum is the source of this 6231-nucleotide messenger RNA. Lineage: Eukaryota; Dinophyceae; Suessiales; Symbiodiniaceae. The record is from the annotation of a GenBank genome assembly.
AUGGAGAUGGCGAUGUGCUACGCGGUGGCGUUCUUGGUCGGUUUUGAAAGUGAAGGGCCGCCGCCGCGGCCGAAGAUGGCGGGCGUGCUGGGCACGCUGAUGUUGCUACCAACAGUACAGGGGCUUUUGCAUGGGGCUGCUGGCCUGCUGCAGGUCCCGCCAGCGAUCGUGGCUUGUCUUGGCAUUGCGGUUGCUGGAUGGAAGUCCUUCUUGUGGGGCAAGAGGACGACCAGCUGGCAAGGAUGUUCUGGCGCCAGGCAAAGUUAUGCGGUGCGGGGUGGCGCGGAAAAGCAAGAACAAAGGCAAGAGUGCAAGCUUGAGCGCGGAGAGGAGCAGUUCGAAGGCACAGGCCUUUGCAAUGUGGGCAACACAUGCUACAUGAAUGGCGUCCUACAGGCUCUCUUCCAUUCCAAGCAGUUAUGCCUUAGGCUGCAAACACAUGUUGCGCAGAGGAAGUGCGCGGCCGACUGCGCCACAUGCUUGCUUUGGCAAACCAACGAACUUCGACUCUUUGGCCAAGCGGACCGUGCGACCAUGGAGAUGUGGAAGCCUUUCUUGCAAGCAGCUGGGCUAGGUGGCGGUGAGCAGCAAAGUGCUGCGGACUUUGCCAUGGCGUUGUGCUCCAAGGCGCGGGGCAGCAAGCCGGUUGUGUAUAGCGCCGGUGCUUCGCAGCAGCGCCACAAGUGCAGCGUGGACACCUGCAGGAGCUACAAUGUCGCGCACAGCACGGAGAUGACCGAGGCUUGGACAGUUCUCCUUGUUGAGAACACGCAGCGCAGUCGCGCCACUGCACAGGCGCAGAUACAGCGCACGUUCCAAGGCCAGUUGCUGCCGCAAGCUUUGAGGUGUGAUGCUUGUGGGGGCCAGAAGGACGUUCUUCAAGAGUCCAGGCCUUUGUCAGCGCCAGAGGUCUUGAUUGUAAGUUUCCCUCGAAACGGCCACGUGGACCCGCACACAGGGCGAUGGUGCAAGAAUGAGCGCGAGGUGGACUGCACAGGGCCAGUGGAAAUCAACGGCACCUUGUACAGGUUUGUAGCAAUAGUGGAGCAUAUUGCUUUAGAUUGCGGUGAUGCUGAACAGGGGCACUUUGUGACAUGGACCAUGGAGGGUGGUAGCUGGCUCCGGUACGAUGACACUGUGGUGACACGAAUAUCUGCUUUGCCGAAGAAGGUUGCCAAGAGCGUGGUGCUGGCUGUGUACGAGACUUGCGUCGUGACUAGCUUUGCGACAGAGCAGGCUGCGACUGGGUCAGUUGCUGAUAUGACACCCACAGACCCUGCAGCCAACGCGGAAGAGAAUGCAGCAGGAAGCAUUGCCCCCGCAACGACAGAGCUGGCGUCCACUGUCCUGGACUCGCAGGCUGGGGAGGCACUGCAGUCAACAGCAGGGGUGGACGCAAAAGCGGAGAGCCUUGGCUUGCAGACCUUGCCCUUUGCGGAAACCGCUGAUGGCACCCUGGAGUUCGAAAGGGAUGUGGUCGCUGCCUUGUCCAUCUUCCAAGCCGGUGAGGAUGUAGCUGCGUUUCUCGCGAACCUGCCGGCUUACAGCGUGCGAUCCUUAGCAGAGAUUUUGGCAAUGGAGCAAGCAGACGUGAAGGAGCAGUUGCCUGCUGUGAUUGCCGGGUUUGAAGCUGAUGAGUUUGGCGGGAAGCAGGCGGUGGAGCUGCAGUACCCGCUGUGGCGGACAAGUUUUUACCCAAUCUUGGUCCUCAUGGAGGCAUGGAGUCGGAGCACUGGCAUGCCGACCGUGUUCUACUACGAUGCUUUCUGCGCGCUUCUAAUGGGUCUGCUCCACAAAGAGAUCUGCGUGGAUGUGGCGGGCUACCCGUGUCGCAGCCGAUACUGGGCCAUUGGCACAGCGCGCCCUGGAAGCGGGAAGAGUCCGGCAGUGGACCCGAUGGUUGAGUGCCUUCGCAGCGUGUUGCAAGAGAAUCUGCACCUCGCAGCUGGAUGUGGCUGGGACAAGUUUCAUUUGUUAGGUCCGGGCACGCAUUGUGCGGCUGUGGACAAGCUAAAGGUGACAGAUGGCUACGCCACGCUCAUAGCUGGUGAAGGCGGCCCUAUGCUCUGCCCAUCCUAUCCUCAAAAUGGCACUUGGAAUCAAUCCACACACAUCAACUUUUCCAGGUUCUUGGACAGCGCUACAGGGGGCGAGGUGCCGUGGGAAACUGCCAUUGACCGCAAGGCCAAGAAAGAGUCGGCGGAGGACAAGGUUGUGCCGGUCAAAGGUGUACCCUUGCAGAAGACCAACGUAACCUUUGCUUUGCUGCAGCAGCUGUCCGUGUGGCAGAACUGGUGGGUGGCUAGCGAGGUUCGUAGCCAAAUUGGUUUGCCGCAGCGGUGCAUGUUCUCAUUCGGAGCUCUCCGGGAUCCAGGCCCGCCUCGCCUGCAGGGCUUUGAGAAGCAGGUGGUGAUGCCCAUUCUGCGCCGCAUCUUUCAGUCUGUGCUGAAGUCAAUAGGUUGCAAGGCGCCGAUGGCUAUAGAUGCGCCUGCAAGAGAGUGGAAGCUCACGCCGGCUCUGAAGGAGGUGUUCCACGCAUACCGUCUGACUUGCCGGGAUGUCACCAAACGCACUUUUUUUGGAGAGACGUUGGCAACUGGACUGCACAAGGCGCCUUAUUGGGUGAGCACAGUGGCUCUUUUCGGAACUUUGAUGGAGGAGCUGUGGACCAAGACAACCUUGCCAACGUGGAGUGGCCAGCUGAGCGCGGAGGGGCUGAAGAUGGCCACGCUAUGCUUUCAGGGCGUGGAAGCGAUGGGGGAGCUCCUUCGCACCUUGGUGGGCUCAGGGUGGCGCGCAGAGUGGACGCGGCGGUGCGGCCCGCCCUUUCGCAACUUGCCGGCCCCGCUAUGGAAAGAAGGCCCGUAUGAGGAGUUAGCGGAGCGUGGUCUUGGACAAGUGCGUGGGCAAUGCUUCGACAAUGGGCAGGAGCUAGUCUUUGUCAAGUUCGCCUAUUCAGUGUUGCCCAAGGAAGCCAAGGAUUCGCUGAAGGAAAUGGGCGUUUGCGAAACUUUGCUUACCAGCCUCACUCUUUCCCAUGUGGCUUGCAGGCAGCUUUGCAGCGAGAAGAAGGCGCAGCCGAAGCCGGCUAUUGCUCCAAAGAGGUCAGCGACGACGCCGACUGUAAAAGAAGGAGAGCCGCCUUGCGCGCCAGAGGAGGGCCCAAGCACACCAGCGGAGAGUUGGGCGAUAAUCUUUCACGGGAAGCCGUGCGAUGGCGCAGAUGUGGCAACCUACACAGGCUUGCGGAAGGCAGUGGAGCGUCUUCUUGGACGGCGGAAAGACCAAGGCAUUUACACCUUCCAUGAGAAGCAGUUGAAGAGGGACGGCAAAACGUUGCUGGGGGUCUGCCAGCAAAGUGUGUGCGCCGGCUGCACACGACAGGUGAAGGCAACGCUAACCUUCGAAGAGAAAGGGCCGCUGCUUUGCGUGGAGCAAAAAGGGUGCCAUGGGAAACUGCAGCCCCCGCGCGGCGGCUGCUUGUGGACAUGCGCGGAGGCGUGCGCUUUGGAAGGGCUGGAGGAGAAGCGGCCAAAGGUCACGUCAAAGGAUGUGCGAGAAGCCUUGAAGGCCCAGAACUUGAGCCUACGAUGCAGCAAUACUCAACUGCACAACUUUGUAGUGCGAUUCAACAACGCAGGCCCACCACGCUCUGCCAAGAGCAAGGUGACGUUGAGCGAGCUGCAAAACGCAGCGCUACAGCACACGUGCCCCAACAUGGAGGCCUGGCAGACUUGGAAGGUGUCGCAGCUCCUUGUCUUGCCGUCUUCAACCUUUGAGGCGGACAGGAUCUGUGUGAUGUGGACCUGUCCGGGCAUGCUGAGACACGCUCAAGCUCUGCAAGAGAAGGUUGUGAAGCUUGCAGUGGACGCAAAGCAAAAAGUUGUUGCCAACGAGUACGGCAUUGUAACUUUGUCCUUCUUGGUAAGCAGUGCGGUGCCAAGCAAGACGUGGGCCGGGGCCACGCACACCAAGUCCACUUCGGCGCACACAGCAACACAAGAGCCAUUCCUGCAAGCGUUGGUGGACACGGAGUCAGAGGCCAACAUGACCCAAAUUUUCACGGAGGCGUGCGAGCUGGCUGAGAGGCACUGCGGCCUGGACCUCCGCGCGCAGGUUUGGCAAGUUCAUAAGGACUACGCGAAAGGCAUCGAGGCCUCGCGCCGCAAAGUGUUUCCUUACGCACGCCCAUGUGAUGACUAUGCUCACAUGCGGCGAGCAACCUACAAGGGCAUGCAGAAGUACUUGCCGGCCAAGAAGACCCCAAAGGUGAAAGCGACACCCAAGACUAAGGGCAAGAAGCGGGGCGCCUCGUCAAGCCCGGAGAGACCUGCCACGCCGGCUGCAGAAUUGACAAGCACGCCGGACGGGAGCACCUUUGGCUACUGGGAGAAAAUUGUCCAGAUUAGCCGCGAGGUGCCGACUGUGCAAUUGUUCGAUGCGGUCUGGCAAUUGGCCUUCCCGUGGCUACGGUUUGCAUGGGAGGAGGAGAAGACUUUCGUGACAUGGCCCGCCCGCUCCGCAGAUGCAUUGUUCAACAGCAAAAGUCUGCGGUCCGCGGGCAGAUCCCCUGCGAGGGGUUUUUGGGAGCAUCGGGAGCCGCGGCUGUGUGGCAAUCGCAACUACCGCCAGGUCUACAUCCGCACUGGGGAAGCAGGCGGAACCGAUGUGGACGGUGUGACAACUUUCUGGGUUCUGCAAAGCAGACUGCAGGGAGGCGUGAUGCCUGCAGAGGCGGUCGUGACGCCGCAAGUGGCCGAGAUGGUCGCAAACCUCAUAGCUUCCGAAGGCCCGCAGCUCGAAAAAUGGUUGUGCAAGGCUGGCAUUGCCAAGGAUGGGGAGUUGGAAUUGAAAGCGUUGCAGAAGUACAUGCAGCAGUACUGCGCAGUGUUGGAGGGGCGGUGGGUGCGGCACCACGUCGAGAGCCCGGUUGCGCCAAGGUCACCGGAGCCGCGGCACUGCUUCGACGGCCUGGUCUUCCGCAAGCUGCUCCUGGCCCUGCGUGCCGGGGAGGACCUGCGCAGAGGUUUGGGCAGCAGCGGCCAGAGCCGCGGGCUGCGGCGCCCGGGCCGGCGCCCGAAAGCCCCACCAGGCGGCGGCGCCGGCGUCGGCGUCGGCGGCCUGGUGGCCACGCGCGCGGCGCAGCUGGCGCGGCGCUUGUGCGCUUUGCCCUUGGCCACAGAUGAUGAGCAAGAGACCGAGGACAAGCUGGAGGAGCUAAGGCUGCGAGAGGAGGUGUAUGCCAGCGGUAUUAUUGUAGCACUUUGGGUCUAUGGCCUCCUGCAAGAGCGCAUCAUGUCGCAGCCCUACGACGGCGUCAUGUUUGGCGACUCCGUGUUCCUGGUCUUUUGCAAUAGGUUCGUGGCGAUUUGGUUCGGGCUGGGCAUGGCCACCGCCCAGGGCGAGGAGGUGGGGCUGAAGGCGCCGGUUUGGCGGUACAUGAUCGUGUCCUUGUCCAACGUCUUCGCGACCACUUGCCAGUAUGAGGCGCUGAAAUACGUCUCGUUUCCCGUGCAGAUGCUGGGAAAGAGCUUCAAGAUGAUGCCCGUGAUGUUGUGGGGUAUCGUUAUCUCGUCCAAGCGAUACGCAUUGAAGGAGUGGGCCGUGGCCCUGCUGGUCACCUGGGGUGUUACCCAGUUCCUGCUCACUGGGCCCAUUGCCAGCCCCUCCGGGGUGAACGACAGCGGCGCCAGCAACAGCAUCAAAGGGCUACUGCUGCUUCUUCUCUUCCUGGCGUUGGACGGCAUUACGUCACCGAUGCAAGAGAAACUCUUCAAAGAGUACAAUCUUUCGAAGUACAAUCAGAUUCUUUGGGUCAACACCUGCUCUGCCGUUGUAUCGAUGAUCACGCUUCUGAGCACCGGGUCCUUCUCUUCGGCCCUGAGCUUCGCCGGGCAGCACCCCGCGUUGUUGGGGGAUGCGGCAGUGCUCAGUGCGGCACAGGUCUCGAGCCAGUGGUUCAUCUACUCGCAGGUGAAGGAGUUUGGCGCCGUAGUCUUUGCUGCUACCAUGAACGUACGGCAGUUGUUCUCCAUCGUGACUUCCUAUAUUCAGUAUGGUCACCACGUCACAGGCCUGCAGGUGGUUUCUUUGCUUCUGGUCUUCGGCGCUCUCUUCUUCAAGAGUCCCUCGGCCGCAAACGGAAGCACCAUGGGAAAUCAAAAUCCCUUCCCCCCAACAACCAGAUCCGUCCUAGACAUUCCUUGGCGGCAGGCUAUGAAUAGGGUCUAG